AUUGUUGGGAUCGGAGGGGUCGGAAAGACAACUCUUGCUCAGCAAGCCUACAACCACGAGAGGGUGAAGGACUAUUUUCAGCAUGAGGUCUGGGUCUGUGUAUCAGACAACUUCAACGUGGAAAGGCUUACCAAAGAGAUCAUAGAAUCCAUAACCGAGAAUAAGUGUGAUCUCAGCAACCUUGAUACACUUCAAGUGGUUCUUAAGAAGAACUUGACCUCAAAAAGGUUCCUGCUUGUCCUCGACGAUGUGUGGAACGAGGACAGCCUGAAAUGGGAAAGAUUUUGUGCACCGUUGAGGUACGGAGAACCAGGAAGCAAGAUUUUGAUUACAACUCGCUCUAAAAUGAUUGCAGAAAUGGUCGGCAAUCCGAUCCCUCUAGGAGGUCUGGAUGAAACCAGCUAUUGGAAAUUGUUCAAAAAAUGUGCAUUUGGUUCCGAAGACGAAGGUGAAUUUCCACAGCUAGAAGCCAUAGCAAAGAAGAUCGCUGGCAGGUUGAAGGGGUUGCCACUUGCGGCAAAGACGGUAGGCGGGUUGUUGAAGGCGCAGAUGACUGAGAAGCACUGGAGAAACAUCGCAGGGAGUGAAAUAUGGCAACUACUGCAAGACGAAGAAGGUGUGCUGCCAGUCCUACAACUGAGCUAUCGAUGUCUUCCCCCACACCUUAAGCGGUGCUUUAUUUUUUUUUCCCUGUUCCCCGAAGAUUGUCGAUUUUAUGAACCAGACUUGAUUCGGCUUUGGAUGGCAGAAGGCUACGUUGCUCAAGACAAUAUGACGCCCGAGGCUGUAGGAAGUGGUUACUUCCGUGAGUUAGUGAACAGGUCUUUCUUUCAGGAAGCUCAUUGGGGAUCGGCAUAUGUGAUGCAUGAUCUCAUACACGAUCUUGCUCAAUUUAUUUCAGAGGGAGAGUUUUGCAGGAUCGAUGAUGAUGAGUCGAAAGAGAUCCCUAAUACGAUUCGUCAUCUGUCGGCAACAAUAACCGAUAAAACUAAGUUAAUAGAGUUCUCCUGUUAUGAGAAAUUACGGACCCUCAUGAUCAAUUAUAAAAGUCAUUGGUAUGGCAUUGGAGUCGAGGGCUCUUUGUUCCUUCGGUUUGAAAGAUUAAAAAACAUUCGAGUGUUGAUAUUACAGAGGUGUGGCUUGCGGGAGUUGCCUGAGACAAUUGGUGGCUCGAUACACCUCCGCUAUCUUGACAUAUCCCACAACUUCUACUUUAGGAGGCUGCCAGAGUCGUUAUGUGGUCUUUACAAUUUGCGAGUACUGGAUCUGUGGGGCUGUGAACUACAGGGUUUCCCGCACGGCAUGAGUAAGUUGAUCAACUUGAUGCAUCUUAAUGCAGAAGACAAAAUAAUUUCCGAGAUAAAUGAUGUUGGGAAGCUGACUUCUCUUCAAGGACUGUGUUCAUUUAAAGUACUCAAGGAUAAGGGACACGAGGUUGCCCAAUUAAGCGGUCUGAAAUAUCUUCAUGGAGAACUUCGAAUUACCAGCCUUGAGAACGUUGAGAGUAAACAAGAAGCAAACAAGGCUAAUCUGAACAACAAACAGUACCUUGGUGCACUGGCCUUAGAAUGGACAUCUGAUGAUGGUUCCAGUUUGAACGGCAAUGAAUUAGUUGUGUCGGAGGAGGUACUUGAAGGUCUCCAACCACAUCAGGCUCUCAAACGUUUGGCGAUCAGAGGUUACAAUGGAGUCAGAUCACCCAGUUGGCUGCAGGCACAAUUGUUAGCGAACCUGAUAACUCUUGAAAUAAAAAACUGCAAAGCAUGGGAGGAUCUUUCAUAUAUUGGACAGCUACCGAAUCUCAAGAAACUUUACGUGAAGGGAAUGCCUGCAGUCAAACAAAUAAGUCAUGAAUUAAGUACAGAGAACAAGUUCUUACCUAAUCUAGAAGAGCUUGUGCUGAAGGACAUGAUGGCACUGGAGGAACUCCCGAGCCUUGGACGACUGCCGUGUCUUAAGGAUCUUCGCAUCGAGGGAAUGUCAGCAGUGACGAAGGUAGGCCACGGGUUCUUUGGUUGUAGAGGUCAAGGCAAGUGUUUUCCAUGCUUGGAGGUGCUCAAUUUCAGUUACAUGCCAGCAUGGGCAGAGUAG
This is a messenger RNA of Musa acuminata subsp. malaccensis (wild Malaysian banana), 2091 nucleotides long. The record is from RefSeq and is a predicted model, not a curated record. Lineage: Eukaryota; Viridiplantae; Streptophyta; Magnoliopsida; Zingiberales; Musaceae.